Molecule: messenger RNA, 2608 nt
Organism: Argentina anserina (silverweed cinquefoil)
Lineage: Eukaryota; Viridiplantae; Streptophyta; Magnoliopsida; Rosales; Rosaceae
Exons: 2
Coding region: 250-2223 (657 amino acids)
Biological process (GO): 'de novo' cotranslational protein folding; regulation of translational fidelity
Cellular component (GO): cytosol
Molecular function (GO): ribosome binding; Hsp70 protein binding
Source: RefSeq, a predicted model, not a curated record
AGCUUUAUAUAUGUAAACCGCGAGCAAACCUGGGACGAGGCUGAGCGACGGCGACUGUUAUUCAACUCCAGUACCAGCUUCGAUCCUCCUCCAAGUCUCCUCCUUUACUCGCUGUUGUCUCCAUUUCUUUCAUCGCCGCCUUCUUCUACUCCCACAGUGGGGAGAUUGUUUUCGAGUCAUAUUCCAAGAUAAUUGUGAAGCUCAUUUGGAGGUUUUUGAAUUCGGGAGUGUCGAUUUGUUACGGGAGCUAUGGGUGUGCAGAGCAAGCUCCGUCUGAUUACGUAUUCGGAGGAGAUAGUAGAUGGGAAACCAAUCUAUGUUUCUUCCAACGGGCUGCCGGUGAAGGCUGUUGGGAAGGAGCCGGCUGGGCAUUCUUUCCAUGCGGUGGCUCUGAAGAUGCGUGGUUGGGUUGAGGAGGUUGCGAGCCCUGAAGAUGUGAAGGUGGCUGAUAAGGAGCAGACGUCUCUGCCGUCGUUUGAUUCAUAUAGCAGCAGCAAAGGAAAAAAGAAGUCGGGUGGUGAAGGGAAGCAACAGCAGGAUCACUAUGCGUUGCUGGGUUUGAGUCAUUUGAGGUAUCUUGCCACAGAGGAGCAGAUAAGGAAAAGCUACCGUGAGACUGCUUUGAAGUUUCAUCCUGACAAGCAGGCCUCCCUUCUUCUUGCGGAGGAAACUGAAGAUGCUAAGCAGACUAAGAAGGACGAGAUAGAGACCCACUUUAAGUCCAUUCAGGAAGCGUAUGAGGUUUUGAUUGACCCUGUGAAGAGAAGAAUUUAUGACUCCACUGAUGAGUUUGAUGAUGAUACCCCCACUGAAUGUGCCCCGCAGGACUUUUUCAAGGUGUUUGGUCCUGCUUUUAUGAGGAACGGGCGGUGGUCGGUUAACCAACCAAUCCCAUUUUUAGGGGAUGAUAAUACUUCAUUGAAGGAAGUGGAUGAUUUUUAUAACUUUUGGUACAGCUUCAAAAGCUGGAGAGAGUUCCCGCACGAGGACGAGUAUGAUCUUGAACAAGCUGAAUCACGUGAUCAUAAGAGGUGGAUGGAAAGGCAAAAUGCAAAGGUUACAGAAAAGGCCAGAAAGGAGGAGUAUGCGAGGAUACGUAAUCUUGUUGAUAAUGCCUACAAAAGAGACCCGAGGAUUGCGAAAAGAAAGGAAACAGAGAAAGCUGAGAAGCAGAAGAAAAAGCAGGCCAAGUAUCUGGCCAAGAAAUUACAGGAGGAGGAAGCAGCGAGGGCGGCUGAAGAGGAGAAGCGAAGGAAAGAGGAGGAGGAAAAGCGAGCUGCAGAAGCUGCGUCGCAGCAGAAAAAACUAAGAGAGAAAGAGAAAAAACUGUUGCGCAAGGAGCGGAGUCGUCUGCGAACACUCUCUGGGCCUGUUAUAUCGCAGCGUUUGCUCAAUAUUGCUGAGGAUGAUGUGGAGAGCCUUUGUUCGUCUCUUAAUCUUGAGCAGCUUAGGAGUAUAUGUGACAGGAUGGAGAGCAAAGCAGGGGUGGAGCUUGCAAAAGUUCUCAGAGAUGCACAUGGUGGAGAUAACAAUGAUGUAGAGGGAAAUAAAGAAGAGGAGAAGAAGAUGACUCCACAACAGAAUGGUUCUGUGGUGAGUAAUGGUGUUGUUCAGUUAAGUAGCUAUGAGAAGAAGGAGAAACCAUGGAACAAAGAAGAGAUUGAGCUUUUGAGGAAAGCAAUGGUGAAAUUUCCAAAAGGUACAUCUCGAAGGUGGGAGGUUGUUUCGGACUUCAUUGGUACUGGGAGAUCUGUUGAAGAAAUUCUGAAGGCAACCAAAACGGUCCUGCUCCAGAAACCUGAUUCUAGCAAAGCUUUUGAUUCUUUUCUCGAAAAGAGGAAACCUGCACCAACUAUUGCCUCACCACUUACAACAAGAGUGGAAGUAGAAGGGGUAUCAUCGACUCCUCGGGAAACUGAAAACAGUGCUGGCAAGAGCGACAAGGCAGAAGACAAGUCCGGAGAGUCGCCGAGUGGAAGUGCAAAAGACCAGAGUCCUAAUGAUCCAAAUGCUGCCAAUGGAUUACCGUCGAGCUCAGAGCAAGACGUGUGGUCAGCUGUACAAGAAAGGGCACUAGUUCAGGCUCUGAAAACUUUUCCAAAGGAAGCCAGUCAGCGGUGGGAGAGAGUUGCUGCUGCUGUACCUGGGAAGAGUGUGAACCAAUGCAAGAAGAAGUUUUCGUUGCUGAAGGAGAGCUUCAGAAACAAGAAGACUUCUGCUUAAUUUGCUGGGAUUUUUCUUGCUGAUGAUGCAGAUUACUAAGUUGCAUGUGGAAAUCAUUUAGAGUAUCUCAUACCUAAUUCUUUUUAGGCAGAGACCUUUCAAGCUUUGUGUCAGGUAAAGAUUGAGAGCAUUACUGGGUUUCUGCCGCCUGGAUUUUGCCAUACAGGUCUAAUAGCUAUUUGGAAGAGGGGUUAUGUUUUGUAUUACUUUUCUGAGCAUGUUUUAUUUAAUGUAUCCGGGGUUCACUGCGUUGCGAGAUCUGAGAUCUCAAGAUGCAUGAAUAUGGGAAGAGCAUUUUGAUGGAGAUUAGCUGAUGUUUCAUUUUAGGGAUGGAGUGCAUCUCAUUAGCAUCGUUUUAUUGUUAAUCAGAUUUACAUAUCUACUA